AUGCCUACAGAACAGAUUGACAAAGAUGAGUUUCCUGUUGGGACAUCUUUGAAGUAUAAAUGCCGCCUUGGUUACUACAGAAGAGUGUUCUCUAUCACCUGCCUGCAAAACUCUGUCUGGUCAAGCCCUGCAAACUACUGUAGGCGUAAAUCAUGUGGAUCUCUUCCAGACCUCAUAAAUGGCAAAAUGGACAUCAACAAAGACACCCAGUUUGGAUCAACUGUCAAUUAUUUUUGUAAUGAAGGAUACCGACUCAUUGGUAAAUCCUCUGCUGCAUGCAUCAUCUCUGGCAACUCUGUCACCUGGGAUAAUGACCCACCUAUUUGUGAGAGGAUUCCUUGUGGGCCACCCCCAGCCAUCGCCAAUGGAGAUUUCAUUAGCACUGACAGAGAAUACUUUCAAUACGGAACAGUGGUGACCUAUCGCUGCAGUCUUGGAGAGAGAAGGCAGAAGCUGUUUGACCUCGUGGGUGAGCCGUCAAUAUAUUGCACCAGUGAAGACAAUCAAGUUGGCAUCUGGAGUGGCCCUCCCCCUCAGUGCAUUGCACCUAAUAAAUGCACGCCUCCAGUCAUUGAAAAUGGAAUAAGGAUGUCUGAGAACAAAAGCUUAUUUUCUUUACGUGAAAGCAUGAGGUUUAGGUGUCAGCCCGGCUUUGCCAUGAAAGGACCCUCCACUGUUGAAUGCCAGGCCCAAAACAAGUGGGGGCCGGAGUUGCCCAGCUGCUCCAGGGUAUGUCAGCCACCUCCAAAAGUCCCGCAUGGUAAACACACCCCAAGCCACAGGAACAACUUUUCUUCUGGGCAGGAAGUGUUCUACAGCUGUGAGCCUGGCUAUGAUCUCAGAGGGGCUGCUUCUCUGCAUUGUACGCCCCAGGGAGACUGGAGCCCGUCAGCCCCCAAAUGUGCAGGUGCCUAUACUGUCAUCUUAUUCCAGUUAAAAGGCAGUUCUGCUAGUUACUGUGUCUUGGUUGGAAUGGAAAGCCUUUGGAACAGCAGCAUUCCUGUGUGUGAACAAAUCUUGUGUCCAAAUCCUCCUGAUAUCCUUAAUGGGAGACACACAGGCAAACCUCUGGAAGUCUUUCCUUUUGGAAAAGAAGUCACUUACACAUGUGACCCGCACCCAGAGAGAGGGAUGAUCUUCAGCCUCACUGGGGAGAGCACCAUCCGCUGUACCAGUGACAGUCAAGGGAACGGAAUUUGGAGCAGCCCUGCCCCUCGCUGUGGACCUCCAGGUUACUGCGUGCUACCCCACAUUCCAAAUGGAUUCAGAAUAUCUAAACCAGACUCUCCAAGUUUCCGUCACUGUAACACCCCAGAUCACUUUCAAUUUGCCAAGUUGAAACUCCAGACCAAUGAAUCUGAGUUUCCCAUUGGGACAUCUUUAAAGUAUGAAUGCCGCCCUGGGUACCACAGGAAGUCAUUCUCUAUCACGUGUCUACAAAACCUCACGUGGUCAAGUGCCAAAGAUGUCUGUAAACGUAAAUCAUGUAAUACUCCUCCAGAUCCUGUGAACGGUGUGGUGCACAUAGAUACAGACACCCAGUUCGGAUCCAGAAUCAUUUUUUCUUGUAAUAGAGGGUAUCAACUCAUUGGUCACUCAGCUGCUGAAUGUAUUAUCUCAGGCAAUACUGUCUUCUGGGAUUCAGAGCCACCAAUUUGUGAACGCAUUCCUUGUGGGCCACCCCCGGCCAUCGCCAAUGGAGAUUUCAUUAGCACCGACAGAGAAUACUUUCAAUAUGGAACAGUGGUGACCUAUCGCUGCAAUCUUGGAGAGAGAAGGCAGAAGCUGUUUGACCUCGUGGGUGAGCCGUCAAUAUAUUGCACCAGUGAAGACAACCAAGUUGGCAUCUGGAGUGGCCCUCCCCCUCAGUGCAUUGCACCUAAUAAAUGCACGCCUCCAGUCAUUGAAAAUGGAAUAAGGAUGUCUGAGAACAAAAGCUUAUUUUCUUUACGUGAAAGCGUGAGGUUUAGGUGUCAGCCCGGCUUUGCCAUGAAAGGACCCUCCACUGUUGAAUGCCAGGCCCAAAACAAGUGGGGGCCGGAGUUGCCCAGCUGCUCCAGGGUAUGUCAGCCACCUCCAAAAGUCCCGCAUGGUAAACACACCCCAAGCCACAGGAACAACUUUUCUUCUGGGCAGGAAGUGUUCUACAGCUGUGAGCCUGGCUAUGAUCUCAGAGGGGCUGCUUCUCUGCAUUGUACGCCCCAGGGAGACUGGAGCCCGUCAGCCCCCAAAUGUGCAGGUGCCUAUACUGUCAUCUUAUUCCAGUUAAAAGGCAGUUCUGCUAGUUACUGUGUCUUGGUUGGAAUGGAAAGCCUUUGGAACAGCAGCAUUCCUGUGUGUGAACAAAUCUUGUGUCCAAAUCCUCCUGAUAUCCUUAAUGGGAGACACACAGGCAAACCUCUGGAAGUCUUUCCUUUUGGAAAAGAAGUCACUUACACAUGUGACCCGCACCCAGAGAGAGGGAUGAUCUUCAGCCUCACUGGGGAGAGCACCAUCCGCUGUACCAGUGACAGUCAAGGGAACGGAAUUUGGAGCAGCCCCGCCCCUCGCUGUGGACCUCCAGGUUACUGCGCGCUACCCCACAUUCCAAAUGGAUUCAGAAUAUCUAUACCAGACUCUCCAAGUUUCCGUCACUGUGACACCCCAGAUCACUUUCAAUUUGCCAAGUUGAAACUCCAGACCAAUGAAUCUGAGUUUCCCAUUGGGACAUCUUUAAAGUAUGAAUGCCGCCCUGGGUACCACAGGAAGUCAUUCUCUAUCACGUGUCUACAAAACCUCACGUGGUCAAGUGCCAAAGAUGUCUGUAAACGUAAAUCAUGUAAUACUCCUCCAGAUCCUGUGAACGGUGUGGUGCACAUAGAUACAGACACCCAGUUCGGAUCCAGAAUCAUUUUUUCUUGUAAUAGAGGGUAUCAACUCAUUGGUCACUCAGCUGCUGAAUGUAUUAUCUCAGGCAAUACUGUCUUCUGGGAUUCAGAGCCACCAAUUUGUGAACGCAUUCCUUGUGGGCCACCCCCGGCCAUCGCCAAUGGAGAUUUCAUUAGCACCGACAGAGAAUACUUUCAAUAUGGAACAGUGGUGACCUAUCGCUGCAAUCUUGGAGAGAGAAGGCAGAAGCUGUUUGACCUCGUGGGUGAGCCGUCAAUAUAUUGCACCAGUGAAGACAACCAAGUUGGCAUCUGGAGUGGCCCUCCCCCUCAGUGCAUUGCACCUAAUAAAUGCACGCCUCCAGUCAUUGAAAAUGGAAUAAGGAUGUCUGAGAACAAAAGCUUAUUUUCUUUACGUGAAAGCGUGAGGUUUAGGUGUCAGCCCGGCUUUGCCAUGAAAGGACCCUCCACUGUUGAAUGCCAGGCCCAAAACAAGUGGGGGCCGGAGUUGCCCAGCUGCUCCAGGGUAUGUCAGCCACCUCCAAAAGUCCCGCAUGGUAAACACACCCCAAGCCACAGGAACAACUUUUCUUCUGGGCAGGAAGUGUUCUACAGCUGUGAGCCUGGCUAUGAUCUCAGAGGGGCUGCUUCUCUGCAUUGUACGCCCCAGGGAGACUGGAGCCCGUCAGCCCCCAAAUGUGCAGGUGCCUAUACUGUCAUCUUAUUCCAGUUAAAAGGCAGUUCUGCUAGUUACUGUGUCUUGGUUGGAAUGGAAAGCCUUUGGAACAGCAGCAUUCCUGUGUGUGAACAAAUCUUGUGUCCAAAUCCUCCUGAUAUCCUUAAUGGGAGACACACAGGCAAACCUCUGGAAGUCUUUCCUUUUGGAAAAGAAGUCACUUACACAUGUGACCCGCACCCAGAGAGAGGGAUGAUCUUCAGCCUCACUGGGGAGAGCACCAUCCGCUGUACCAGUGACAGUCAAGGGAACGGAAUUUGGAGCAGCCCCGCCCCUCGCUGUGGACCUCCAGGUUACUGCGCGCUACCCCACAUUCCAAAUGGAUUCAGAAUAUCUAUACCAGACUCUCCAAGUUUCCGUCACUGUGACACCCCAGAUCACUUUCAAUUUGCCAAGUUGAAACUCCAGACCAAUGAAUCUGAGUUUCCCAUUGGGACAUCUUUAAAGUAUGAAUGCCGCCCUGGGUACCACAGGAAGUCAUUCUCUAUCACGUGUCUACAAAACCUCACGUGGUCAAGUGCCAAAGAUGUCUGUAAACGUAAAUCAUGUAAUACUCCUCCAGAUCCUGUGAACGGUGUGGUGCACAUAGAUACAGACACCCAGUUCGGAUCCAGAAUCAUUUUUUCUUGUAAUAGAGGGUAUCAACUCAUUGGUCACUCAGCUGCUGAAUGUAUUAUCUCAGGCAAUACUGUCUUCUGGGAUUCAGAGCCACCAAUUUGUGAACGCAUUCCUUGUGGGCCACCCCCGGCCAUCGCCAAUGGAGAUUUCAUUAGCACCGACAGAGAAUACUUUCAAUAUGGAACAGUGGUGACCUAUCGCUGCAAUCUUGGAGAGAGAAGGCAGAAGCUGUUUGACCUCGUGGGUGAGCCGUCAAUAUAUUGCACCAGUGAAGACAACCAAGUUGGCAUCUGGAGUGGCCCUCCCCCUCAGUGCAUUGCACCUAAUAAAUGCACGCCUCCAGUCAUUGAAAAUGGAAUAAGGAUGUCUGAGAACAAAAGCUUAUUUUCUUUACGUGAAAGCGUGAGGUUUAGGUGUCAGCCCGGCUUUGCCAUGAAAGGACCCUCCACUGUUGAAUGCCAGGCCCAAAACAAGUGGGGGCCGGAGUUGCCCAGCUGCUCCAGGGUAUGUCAGCCACCUCCAGAAGUCCUGCAUGGUAAACACACUCCAAGCCAUAAGAACAACUUUUCCUCUGGGCAGGAAGUGUUCUACAGCUGUAGGCCUGGCUAUGAUCUCAGUGGGGCUGCUUCUCUGCACUGUAGGCCCCAGGGAGACUGGAGCCCGGAAGCUCCCAGAUGUGCAGUGAAAUCAUGUGCUGACUUCCUGGACCAACUUCCUAAUGGACAUGUGCUCUUUCCACUUAAUUUCCACCUUGGGGCAAAAGUGUCCUUCAUUUGUGAUGAGGGGUUCCAGUUAAAGGGAAGCUCAGCCAGUUACUGUAUCUUGGUUGGAAUGAAAAGCCUUUGGAAUAACAGUGUUCCUGUGUGUGAACGAAAAUCAUGUGGAAAACCUCCAGAACCCUUCAAUGGCAUGGUUUAUAUAAACACAGAUACGCAGUUUGGAUCAACAGUUAAUUAUUCAUGUAAUAAAGGGUAUCGACUCAUUGGUUCCCCUUCUGCUACUUGUCUCCUCUCAGGCAUUGAUGUCACUUGGGAUAAAAAGGCACCUAUUUGUGAGAAAGUAAAGUGUAGCCUCCCACAGAUUAUGAAUGGAAUCAAGAAGGAACUGAAAAUAAGAAAAGUAUAUCACUCUGGAGAUAAUGUAACUUUGGAGUGUGAAGAUGGGUAUACUCUGGAAGGCAGUCCCUGGAGUCAGUGCCAGGAAGAUGACCUGUGGGACCCUCCUCUGGCCAUAUGUACCUCUCGCACGAGUGAUGAGCUCAUAGCUGUCCAGCUUUCCGGAAAAGGGACAGUGAUGACCGCACCGGCCCUUGAUUCCUUUCCACCGUUCUUGAGUAGGUUGGUAACAGUCUGUUUACGUAGAGGCGGUGAGAUAGCCAUUUCCCGCAAGCCGCCGCGGCUCUCCUUCAGGUCUGCAGACAGAGGACUCAGAGACAGUCCGAGUCCAAGAAGGAGGCGCAAAGCUCCCAGCCCACCGGGAGGGUUAGCCCCGCGCAAGGGCCUCGCCCCGCCUCUCCAGGCUUAA
Molecule: messenger RNA, 5745 nt
Organism: Globicephala melas (long-finned pilot whale)
Lineage: Eukaryota; Metazoa; Chordata; Mammalia; Artiodactyla; Delphinidae
Source: RefSeq, a predicted model, not a curated record